Frieseomelitta varia is the source of this 1326-nucleotide messenger RNA. RefSeq lists its product as uncharacterized. The record is from RefSeq and is a predicted model, not a curated record. Lineage: Eukaryota; Metazoa; Arthropoda; Insecta; Hymenoptera; Apidae. The coding region runs from base 414 to 1133 and encodes 239 amino acids. The transcript is spliced from 4 exons.
AGUCAUCGGUGUGGGGAUGAUGUUUCUCGCUCGUUUGCCGGUGACGAAACGUCAAGCGGGACUUUCUUAAUUUUUCUAUCCCGUCUCGGCUCGUCGUAUCAGGAACGAUUGUUAUGGGACGAUAGCGGGAUCGAUCGUGUCGAUCGUGUUCGAUAGUUCGACGUUUGCUAAGAAACACGCGCUAUUCUAGCUCCUCGUUUGACCGCCGAAUGUUUACGGGUGGUAAGAGUCAGUGCACGGACUAAAAACACAGAGGACCAUCCCCCCUCUCCUUCUAUCCUUCCCCCCCUUUUGGAGAGUCACGAUCGAGCAACGUUCACACGUGCGUUUCCACGUACGAUCGUCCUCCGGGGUCGGUUUGGCGGUUCGUUUGUCAACUGAGAGGGAACUGAGGGAACGAAGCCCGGUGAAAAAUGAAAACCACAUCGUUGCUCGCUCUCGUUGCCUGUCUGCAGUGUCAUGUCAUCGAUACUUUGGCUGUUCCAGCAAGAUCGACCGGGCAAAUUCUCCUCGGCGAGGUAGACAUCGAGGUUCAAAAGGACGACGGCAAUGAAUUAACGACGGAGGAAUCGUUCCCGAAAAAGUGCAUCGUCGACGAUAACACGUACUCUCACGGCCAAACGAUACCGUCGUACGAUCUGAACUCUCAUUGUCUGUGCGUCGCCGGCGAAGUAUAUUGUUGGUGGCAGAAUUACAAUCCGAGCACCGAUCCCUCCGCCGGCCCCUCGUUCCUCCCAUCGACGACGAUAGAAAGUAAUUACACGCCGUCGCUGGAGGGAAGCACGGAUGCCGUCGACAGUUUGGAAGCUUCCGGUGAUCCGGCGGAGGAGCCGUCUGUCGAGCAACAGGGAUACGCGGAGAUUAACACGACCUACUCGACUACCUCGCAGCCAGCGCCGACUACGUGUCUCGUGAUGGGAAGGGAAUACCGUGAAGGCGAGGUACUUCCGCACUCGACCGGAAACUGCAUUGAAUGCAGCUGCGGAUCCGAAGGUCGCGUCGAGUGUUCGCCACGGGACUGUGUGGCCCUUCGACCCGAGAUACCAGUUGCACCAGAUAUACCGGACGCACCGGACGGCGAUUUCGAAGUGUUCAACCUUGCCAGGGACCGAGGAAUCGACGAGAGCUUCUAAAAUAAUCGAUCAUCUGUUUCUCAUGAAUUUUUCUUUUUGAGAGGACAUCCGACAUUCAUGUAAUCGCGUCAAAUAAUCUCUGACUGUGAAGCGUUUCUUUUUUUAUUUUAUUUGAAAUUUGUUGAUCGAUAUGAAUCGUCGAAGAUCGACUAAUUUUAAUUGUAUCGGUUUUACAUGAAAUUGUGAUUUUUAU